Molecule: messenger RNA, 1584 nt
Organism: Achroia grisella
Lineage: Eukaryota; Metazoa; Arthropoda; Insecta; Lepidoptera; Pyralidae
Product: catalase-like
Exons: 2
Coding region: 1-1584 (527 amino acids)
Biological process (GO): response to hydrogen peroxide; hydrogen peroxide catabolic process
Cellular component (GO): peroxisome; cytoplasm; mitochondrion
Molecular function (GO): heme binding; catalase activity
Source: RefSeq, a predicted model, not a curated record
AUGGUUGAUGGUGUGUUGUGCACAGUUCAAUUUACUAUUAUGAUAUGUGUGCUUUUCGUGUUGACGGUAGCUACAGCUACCAAUCUGCAGAAUGAUCCAGCCGGUCAGCAGAUUGUCAUGUUCAAACAGAGGACUCAGAGUCCAGUCGGCGUCAUGACAACGAGUGCCGGAGCACCAAUUGAUGUGGUGGAGGCAAGAGUAACACUGAAUUCACCCUUACUUUUUAAUGAGUACUUUAUGGAUUCCCUAACUCAUUUAGUAAGAGAGAGAAUUCCAGAGCGAUUAGUCCACGCUAAAGCAGCAGGUGGGUUUGGCUAUUUUGAAGUAACCCACGAUAUUUCCGACAUUUGCAAAGCAAAAUUCCUUAGCUCCAUUGGUAAACGGACUCCAGUAGCAGCUAGGUUUUCUCCUGUUGUGGUCGAAAGAGGAGGCAUUGAUACUUCACGAGAUGCUAGAGGAUUCGCUAUUAAAUUUUACACUGAGGAAGGCAACUUUGAUAUCGUUGGCUUCAAUACACCUAUGUAUGUGUAUAAAGACCCACUGUUGUUUUCAACAUUCGUCAGAGCCCAGAAAAGAAAUCCAGCAACAAAUUUGAUGGACGGGAACAUGUUUUGGGACUUUUUAACUCUACAGCCGGAAAGUUUACACAUGUUUAUGUUAGUUUUCGGAGAUCGAGGUAUUCCCGAUGGUUACCGUCAUAUGCCUGGGUUUGCUAUACAUACGUUCGAGGUUGUCAAUGACUAUGGAGAAAAGACUUUCGUAAGAUUUCAUUUUCUACCGGAAGCUGGUAUUAAAAAUUUAGGUUCCGCUCAAGCCAGGAAAAUAGCAGCAGUCGAUCCUGAUUAUGCCAUUCGAGAUUUAUAUAAUGCUAUUGGCAACGGAAAUUAUCCAAAAUGGAGAGUUAGCAUCCAAGUGCUGACCUUGGAUGAUGUUAAAACUGCGGGAUUUGAUGUUUUCGACGUGACGAAAGUCUUGCCGCUAGAUAAGUACCCAUUGAGACCAUUAGGAUACUUUGUCUUAAAUAAGAAUCCUAUAAAUUAUUUCGCUGAAAUUGAACAAUUAGCAUUUAGUCCUUCUAACCUCGUACCUGGAAUUUUAGGAGGUCCCGACAAAGUUUACGAAUCAAGACGGCUGGCAUAUAGAGAUGCCCAGUACUACCGUUUAGGAUCAAAUUUCAAUAAUAUACCUGUAAAUUGCCCUAUUCAAGCUAAGACUUUUACCUAUAACCGAGACGGUAAACCACCUGUUAAGGAUAAUGAAAGAGAUACUCCCAAUUAUUAUCCAAAUAGUUUCAAUGGUCCAGUUCCUUAUAAAGAUAAACAUAGAGUGUCUAUAAUACAGAUAUAUCAGGAUGAACCAAAUAUUUUUGAACAAGCGAGAAACAUGUAUGAAAAUGAAAUGACUCCUGAUGAAAGAACUAGAUUGGUAGAGAAUAUUCUUUAUAGUUUGGGCAGUGUUACGUCAUUUAUUCAAGAUAGGGCUGUAAAAUUGUUUACUGUUAUUCAUCCUAAUUUAGGUAGUCGAAUAUCGGAAGGUUUGGCGGUAAACAGGACUACGAACAUUUAUGAUUGGAAUGAUCUCUGA